Sporisorium graminicola is the source of this 906-nucleotide messenger RNA. RefSeq lists its product as uncharacterized. The record is from RefSeq and is a predicted model, not a curated record. NCBI's taxonomy places the organism in Eukaryota, Fungi, Basidiomycota, Ustilaginomycetes, Ustilaginales, Ustilaginaceae. The transcript has a single exon. The coding region runs from base 1 to 906 and encodes 301 amino acids.
AUGCCGAAAGUCACCAUCAUCAACGACACGCAGGUGCCGCUCAAUAUCUGCCUGAAGCAGGUCUCGCCGCUCCACUAUGCCAACUCGGUGCCACCCAACGGUGGUCGCGCAACAAUGCACACGGGUCGAGUGUGGUUCACCAUCCAGGCUCGUAUAGAUCGCGGCGACAAUGGAUACGACAAGUUUCAAACGUAUGCUCCCAUCGCUGCUAUCACCGUCGGGGCGCUGUCGCUCGGUGCAGGGGCCAUCUACUUUGCAGGAGUCAGCGCAGCAGCGGGAGGAACCGUUGCAGCCGUUUCGGCUGUCGCGGCCAGAGUUUCGACUGCUGUUGCAACACACACUCCCACAGUGAAGCGCCUGCUCAAGUAUGCAUCCAAAGGUCAAACGGUGGCCAAGAUCGGGCAGGUUGUGGGUAUCGGCGGCGGUGCCUUGGCCGGUGCGAAGGGUGCAAAUGGCAAAACAAAGCCAGUGGAUCAGCAGCUCAAGGACAAGGCUGCACAGGCAUCCAAGUCGGCCUUGAAAAAGCUGCUGCAAGGUAGUGUCGUCAGCUCUGCAGGCUGGUACAUCGACCGAGACCGCACCAUUCGAAUCACCGGUGGCCCCAAAGCCUCCCUCGCAGAUGGACUGCUUGUCAUCGAGACCGACACCACCGUCCCCUUUACGCUGGUAGAUGAGACUGGAAAGACGGUGGCGGUCGGCAACCAAGCUGGUGGAGACCCCGUUCCUCACAUCCGCACAGAGGGGGACGACCUCGAUGCUACGGAGGAUGCGGCCAAGCUGAACCAGCCUCCCGGGUCCUCGGUCGCCAUGGGCGUCGGCUCAGCUACUACAGCAGCUGCACAAACGCAGAAAAAGAAGAAGGACGGUUUCUGGAUGCGCGUCCUCAAAGGCGACGAUGGUUUCUAG